GCCAGGGUAUUCCGCUUUAGUGCGCGGCCAAACUAACAUCACUUUGCCCGAGUGUACACACGUGGGCCCUCGUUCCCUCUUGGUUCGACUGGUUUUCAACUCCGUCUACUGCCCCCCCGAGCAUCGAUCCUCUCGGACAGAGUCGAACUUUCUUGUGCAGAAACAAGUCCCGGGCUCGUCCCCCCGAAGAAAAGUGUCCGAGCCGAGACGGUUUAUGCGUUAACGCUGUGCAAUAUUUGUCGACGGUAAACGAAACGAUUCAACGUUUGCGUAUGCACACGGCGACAGUGAAAUUUUCUGUGACCCUUUCCCAGAGGAUUCGCCAACGAUCAACAUCAGUUUUAAUGAUCGUCGAACGCGAUGUCUGCUACCAUCUGUAAAACACCUGUCAUCAAUGCCAACGGGACCAAUGCGUCUUGCGAGAAAGAUCGUGACGUAGAGAAGGGCGAGGUUCGAUCAAACGUCGGAGGAGUCUGUUCGCGGCCGACGUCUUCGUCGCGGACGUCGACGUCGGCCGACGGCAGGGUCGAGCUCGAGGACGAGCUAAGGAACAGCAGGUCGAACGCGAGCGUCGCAGUGGAAGUGGAAAUCGGUACAACGGCGAACGAUGAACCGAUAGGAGCGGGGACGGAGGCGAUCACGACGACGACCACGAAGACGAGGACAGAAAGGAGUGCGGCAGGCCGGUGGAAGGCAGUCGGCCGUCUGCUUCGUCGCCUGGCGCUCAUUAUGUUUCUCGUAGCGGGUUUGCUCGGAUGCCUGGCGGUGCUCGCCAUGUACGCAGGCCCCAUUUUCCUCGUGCAAUUGCUGGUCGUCAUACUCGUCGCGUAUUUAGUAUCCGGCGGUCGUUUCCGAUGGUUCUACGUCGCCCUGAAGACUGCGCCCAGGGACAUUAAGGCGAUAUGUGGGUACAUAAAACUCCGUUGGAUCAUUCGUUCGCACGAGAAGAAGAACAGAAGCGUGGCAGACGUAUUUCAACAGCAUGUCCGACGGCACCCGAACAAAGUUUGUUUCAUAUUCGAAGAUCAAGAGUGGACGUUCCAACAGGUGGAGGACUACAGCAACAAAGUAGCGACCAUGUUCAAGACACAGGGAUACAGGAAAGGAGACGUCGUCGCAAUAUUUAUGGAGAAUCGAGUGGAGUUUGUGGCCAUUUGGCUGGGCCUCAGCAAGCUAGGAAUAAUCGUGCCACUCAUCAAUACGAAUCUUCGUAAAAUCGCGCUUCUACACAGUCUCAAAGUGUCCAAGUGUCAGGCUCUCAUUUACAACGCAGAGCUCGCCGAUGCCGUGUCAGACGUCGUGGAUUCGUUGGACUCGUCCAACUUUCCACUGUACAGACUGGGCAAUUUGCUGUCCGACGAUUCCAAGACAUCGAGACUUAACGAUAAAGAUUUGACCGCUGUCUUGGCCGACGUAUCAUCGGCGCCGCCGGUACUUCAAGAGAAAGGCUGUUACAAUGACAAACUGUUGUAUAUUUUCACCAGCGGGACGACUGGUCUUCCUAAAGCGGCGGUCAUCACCAAUUCCAGGUACAUGUUCAUAGCGACAGGUAUAUUUGUGAUGGGAAAGUUCCGGAGCUCGGACGUGAUUUACACACCGCUUCCGUUGUACCACACGGCUGGUGGUGCGAUGGCAGUGGGUUCGGCCCUCCUUCACGGAACUACUGUCGUGAUCAGAAAGAAAUUCUCUGCGAGCGCUUACUUCCCCGAGUGCAUCAAACACAAAUGUACGAUCGGACAGUACAUCGGAGAAAUGUGUAGAUACAUUCUAGCCGUGCCUGCCAGACCGGAAGUCGACCGGCGGCACAACGUCAGAUUAAUGGUGGGCAACGGGCUGAGGCCACAGAUUUGGCCCGAGUUCGUCCAACGAUUCAAAAUACCACAGAUCGUCGAAUUCUACGGAGCUACCGAGGGGAACGCUAACAUCGUGAACGUCGACAAUACCGUUGGAGCCGUUGGUUUCAUGUCUCGGAUAAUUCCGUCGGUCUAUCCUAUCUCUAUCGUCAAAGUGAACGCCGAGGGAGAGCCCGUGAGAAACGCUAAGGGUCUCUGCCAAGAGUGCGAGCCUAACGAACCGGGUGUCUUCGUUGGUAAAAUCGCUAACAAUCCGUCUAGAGCGUUUCUAGGAUACGUAGACGAGAAAGCGUCGGAAAAGAAAGUAGUUCGCGAUGUAUUUAGCAAAGGCGACUCAGCAUUUAUAUCAGGCGAUAUUUUAAUAGCGGACGAGUUUGGCUAUUUGUAUUUCAAAGAUAGAACAGGGGACACGUUCAGGUGGAAAGGAGAGAACGUGUCGACCUCCGAGAUCGAGGCCAUCAUCAGUAACGUGAUCAACUAUAGAGAUUGUAUCGUGUACGGAGUCCAGAUCCCUGGUCUCGAGGGCAGAGCAGGUAUGGCCGCGAUACACGACGAGAAAGGUACGCUAGACAUGAACAAGUUGGCCGUCGAUCUGAAGGAGCACUUGGCAAAUUAUGCGAUACCCAGAUUUAUCAGGAUCUUGACAAAGAUCGAUCUCACGGGAACGUAUAAAUUGAAGAAGAAAGACCUCGUGGACGAUGGCUACGAUCCAAGGAGGAUACAAGACCAACUGUACUACCUGAACGGGAAAUCCGAGUACCAAUCGUUGACGACGGAGGCUUACGAUCAGAUUCAACAAGGGAAGAUACGAUUUUAAGUUCUCUCCGAUAAAAAGAUCCUUGGAACAAUUGGGAGUGGGAACGAAUUGUUUCGCUCACCGCGAAACAUGAGCGACGAUCAAGUUUCUCAUUUCCGGUCGUUGUUCCUCCGUCGAUGUCAAUCAAUAAUAUCUGCAUCACGUCGAAAUUCGAACGGUGGGAUUCGGGGGGGGGAGGGGGUUGGUUCGCUUAAACGUAAGAUGAACUUAUUUAUUUUUCACAAUGCUAAAAUGCUGAUUAUUUCCAUUGCGCGCGUUUCCAAACUUUCCGAACGGUUUCGUUUAUACGAUCGAAUCUGUAUCCACAGUCUUCGUAGCGCCGUUAAAUUAUAUGUACAUGUAUAUGACGAAGACCGGAGGACAGUUGUUUCUAGAGAUCGUAUCGAGCCUACAAGAGCGAGCCAUUCAUGCAGCGUACAAAAGACAAAAGGAACACAGUAUCGUUCGGAUAUCUGCCGUCCGAACGGGACUCGGCCUUGCCCGUGAAUGGAGAAACGUCCUUCGACGCGGCGAGCGAAACAGUAGCAAGAAAAACUUGUAUGAAUGGGAGAACUUCUUAGAAUCGUUCGUCCUCCGAGCGCGCCGCAUGGGUAAAAGAAAACAGUGUAGUGUUACUACGCGCGAGCGAGGCAACAAUCGAGAGAGAGAGAGAGA
This is a messenger RNA of Ceratina calcarata, 3324 nucleotides long. RefSeq names its product Fatty acid transport protein 1 (gene Fatp1). Bases 361 to 2670 code for a protein of 769 amino acids. NCBI's taxonomy places the organism in Eukaryota, Metazoa, Arthropoda, Insecta, Hymenoptera, Apidae. The transcript has 13 exons. Gene Ontology annotation, cellular component: endoplasmic reticulum membrane; plasma membrane. The record is from RefSeq and is a predicted model, not a curated record. Gene Ontology annotation, molecular function: long-chain fatty acid transmembrane transporter activity; long-chain fatty acid-CoA ligase activity. Gene Ontology annotation, biological process: long-chain fatty acid import into cell; long-chain fatty acid metabolic process.